This is a messenger RNA of Chrysochloris asiatica (Cape golden mole), 1743 nucleotides long. RefSeq names its product annexin A7 (gene ANXA7). The record is from RefSeq and is a predicted model, not a curated record. Gene Ontology annotation, cellular component: cytoplasm. The transcript is spliced from 13 exons. Bases 38 to 1438 code for a protein of 466 amino acids. NCBI's taxonomy places the organism in Eukaryota, Metazoa, Chordata, Mammalia, Afrosoricida, Chrysochloridae. Gene Ontology annotation, molecular function: calcium-dependent phospholipid binding; calcium ion binding.
UCGGGCUUGGCUGUGGCGCGGCUGCUUCGGAGUCAGAAUGUCAUACCCAGGCUAUCCCCCAACAGGCUACCCACCGUUCCCCGGAUAUCCUCCUGCAGGUCAGGAGUCAUCGUUUCCCCCUCCGGGUCAGUAUCCUUAUCCUAGUGGCUUUCCUCCUAUGGGAGGAGGUGCUUACCCACCAGCACCAAGUGGUGGCUACCCAGGAGCUGGAGGUUACCCUGCCCCUGGAGGUUACCCUGCCCCUGGAGGUUAUCCCGGUGCCCCCCAGGCAGGAGGAGCCCCAUCCUAUCCUGGAGUUCCUCCAGGCCAAGGAUUUGGAGCCCCACCAGGUGCAGCAGGCUUUCCUGGUUACCCACAGCCACCAUCCCAAUCUUACGGUGGUAGUCCGGCACAAGUUCCAAUGCCAGGUGGCUUUCCUGGAGGACAGAUGCCCUCUCAGUAUCCUGGAGGUCAAGUUCCUUUCCCUAACCAGCCUGCUGCAAUGACUCAGGGAUAUCAAGGAACAAUCCGACCUGCUUCCAACUUUGAUGCCUUGAAAGAUGCAGAAAUUCUCCGAAAAGCAAUGAAGGGUUUUGGGACAGACGAGCAGGCAAUUGUGGAUGUUGUGGCCAACCGUUCCAACGAUCAAAGGCAAAAAAUUAAAGCAGCUUUUAAGACCAUGUACGGCAAGGAUUUAAUCAAAGACCUCAAAUCAGAGUUAAGUGGAAAUAUGGAAGAACUGAUCCUUGCCUUGUUCAUGCCAUCCACAUAUUAUGAUGCCUGGAGCUUACGGAAUGCAAUGAAGGGAGCAGGAACUCAGGAACGGGUAUUGAUUGAGAUUUUGUGCACAAGAACAAAUCAGGAAAUCCGAGAAAUUGUCAGAUGUUAUGGAUCAGAAUUUGGACGAGACCUUGAACAGGACAUCAGGUCGGAUACCUCAGGACAUUUUGAACGUUUACUUGUUUCCAUGUGCCAGGGAAACCGUGAUGAGAACCAGAAUGUAAACCAUCAGAUGGCUCAGGAAGAUGCUCAGCGUCUCUUUCAGGCUGGCGAAGGGAGACUAGGGACAGAUGAAUCCUGCUUUAACAUGGUUCUUGCCACAAGAAGCUUUCCUCAGCUGAAAGCUACCAUGGAGGCUUAUUCCAGGAUGGCUAAUCGAGAUUUGGUCAGUAGUGUUUGCCGGGAGUUUUCUGGAAACGUCGAAAGUGGUUUGAAAGCCAUCUUGCAGUGUGCCCUGAGCCGCCCUGCCUUCUUUGCUGAGAGGCUUUACGCCUCGAUGAAAGGUGCUGGUACAGAUGACUCUACCCUGGUUAGGAUCGUGGUCACUCGAAGUGAGAUUGACCUUGUACAAAUAAAACAAAUGUUCAAUCAGCUGUAUCAGAAGACCCUGGGCACAACGAUUGCAAGUGACACCAGUGGAGAUUACCGGAAGUUGCUUCUGGCCAUUGUGGGCCAGUAGGAGAGAUUGUUGUAUGAAUGGAUUUUCUAUCCAGAGCUUAGCCUUCAAAACAGUGACUGGCUGCAUGUAACCACAUCAACCGUUACCUAACCAAAAGAGCUUUUUACCGAGGACUGUGUCAGGGUAAUGUGCUGGAUUCGCACAUGUUGUUAUUGCCUUAAUUCUGACAUUUUUUUUCUCCAUAUACAAUCAGUGUAAAGCCAUAUCACAAUGCUGUAGUAAUAAUGCAUUGUUUGUAAAGCAUAAUUCUCACUGCUUUAAUUCUAGUCAAGGUAUCAAAUUGAAUAAAAAUCACAAUCAUCUCU